AUGAAAAGACUAAAGCAGGAUACUUCCGAACCAGAGAUCACGUUCUAUGAUAGUCUGAAUAGAGCCACUUUUAACUAUGAAGAAUUUAAAGAAAAUGCACAUUUAAGACUUAAAGUACUCAGGAGGCUCGAAAAUAACAUCAGAGACAAUAUAUCAGUUAAAACCGCAGAGGAAGAUUUAAAUUCCCACUUUUGUCUGAGAUUGGUGUGUGCACAGUCAAAAUGGAGCUCGAAUUGGUUUGUUGUACAGGAAACUCAGCUUUUUAAGCAUAAACUGCUACUUAACCCAUCAGAGUCGAGACGGUUCUUUUUGGAGAAGGUUUGGCCGCACUUAAACGUCACUAAAUACAUUGAACAUUCAACUGUCUAUGAUCCAGACAGUCAUAACAUGCUAAAUUUUACUGAAAAGGUUAAAGUGCACUUUACUAAAUGCUCGGACAUAAUUCCAAAAAGAACGCACAAUCUUAAUUUUGGAUAUUUUGACAUAGACGAUGAGGUUUUAGUUUCAUUUUUAACUGAGACAUUCAGAAAAUGGCUUGAAAAACAGAUGCAUGAGUUGUAUGAAAAGACAGUUAUUGAUUCUGAUGAGCGAUUGAUUAAUCUAAACAAGAUGAUCUUUUCGACCGAAUCUUCCACAGAGGCAUUGGCUAUUGGUGAUAUCAUGAAACUCAGUAAUCUUUUUCCGCUUUGCAUUAAGGGAAUACUUGGAAGACUUAAAGCACAAAAGCAUCUUAAAUACCAGGAUAGACAGACUCUUUGUCUGUUCUUUAAGGACAUUGGCAUGGGUUUGAAUGAAUGCAUUGAGUUCUUCAAGUCUAAUUUUGGCUGUACUCAUGAUCAGUUCAACAAAGAGUAUCUUUAUAAUAUUAGACACAACUAUGGACUAGAGGGAAAGAGAGCAAAUUAUCAUAGCUUUACAUGCUCUAGAAUUAUUGGCUUUUCAAAUGACGGGGUGAGUUUUGGAUGUCCUUUUGUAAAUAAUCAUGAUUUUGUAAAACUUAACAGCGAUAUUGAGGAUUUGAACAAAGAUGCUGUUAAGUGCUGUGGAAGGGUAGGUGCAAAAGUCAUAGGAGAGGAACUAAAGAAUUCAUUUCAAACACCCGCUGACUACUUUAGAAUUUUAUUUAAAGAAAACCAAUUAAUGAACAAAUAA
Molecule: messenger RNA, 1152 nt
Organism: Vittaforma corneae ATCC 50505
Lineage: Eukaryota; Fungi; Microsporidia; Nosematidae
Exons: 1
Coding region: 1-1152 (383 amino acids)
Biological process (GO): DNA replication, synthesis of primer
Cellular component (GO): alpha DNA polymerase:primase complex
Source: RefSeq, a predicted model, not a curated record